Molecule: messenger RNA, 462 nt
Organism: Bipolaris victoriae FI3
Lineage: Eukaryota; Fungi; Ascomycota; Dothideomycetes; Pleosporales; Pleosporaceae
Exons: 4
Coding region: 1-462 (153 amino acids)
Source: RefSeq, a predicted model, not a curated record
AUGAUGUUCACCAAGACUCUCAUCUUUGCUUUCAUUGGCACUGCUCUGGCUUUCCCAGAAGGCGUCCUCGUUUCUAAUGGGCUCACCAGGGCACCCAAGGUUAUAACACGUGAUAUUCCACGAUCGGAGUUGGCUAAACGAGAUUUUGAUCCUACUAUUAUUUCAACUGAAGAUCACCCCACGAAUCCAUUGAUGGUUCGGCAAACUUGCAAUCCUUGUUCCCCUGAUGGUUGCGGUGCUUGCGGCUCUACUGGAACAUCUGUGCCUAUGGAAGUUCUGCUGCAAGGCAAGGUAUAUGGGCGGGGGACCCUUCCGGUUACCCUCGAUUUCCAAAUACCGCAGCUAGGAGAUCUUUCAAGGUUUGGUGCCGAAGAAGCUUCCUUGAAACUUUCUCCUAAUUUUCCUAUUGCGCAUUCUGGAAAUCUACCAAUAUGUAUCUCUACUACUUCAGAUACCCUGUAG